Molecule: messenger RNA, 2718 nt
Organism: Chrysochloris asiatica (Cape golden mole)
Lineage: Eukaryota; Metazoa; Chordata; Mammalia; Afrosoricida; Chrysochloridae
Gene: ECT2L
Product: epithelial cell transforming sequence 2 oncogene-like
Exons: 20
Coding region: 1-2718 (905 amino acids)
Molecular function (GO): protein binding; guanyl-nucleotide exchange factor activity
Source: RefSeq, a predicted model, not a curated record
AUGGAGAGCUUCCAGACACGAUUUAGUGCCUGGACACCUUUUAGCAACAUGUCUUUAAAUAGACAGCUCUUUCAGGAAAGAGUUGGCCUCAUAAGUCACUGGUUUGACCUCUGGACUAAUAAGCAACGCCAAGAAUUCUUAUUCACGAUUUUGUUACGGUGCUCUAAGUCACAAUUAAGGUUUGUCCAAGACUGGUUUUCACAAAGGAUGCAAGUGAACAAAGUGGAUUUCUCUACAGUGUUACCACGCUUCAUCUCUCUCUAUAUUUUUUCCUUUCUCAAUCCAAAAGAUUUGUGUGCAGCUGCACAAGUCAGCUGGCCCUGGAAGUUCCUGACUGAACAGGAUUGCUUAUGGAGACCCAAAUGCAUGAAGUUUGGCUGGUAUCUGCCCUAUAUGCCAACAGACAAUGAGUAUGGUGCUUGGAAGCACCAUUACAUUGCGUGUGUGUCCCAUUUAGACUGGCUAACACCAAGGGAAGCCACUGCUAUCUAUGGAACCCUGAAUGAACCCAAAGCAGGAGAUGAUGAGCUGCAGGAAAGACAACGAGAAAAGUGUCUAAGAAAAAUGACUUGGGAGAAAAUUGCACUAAACAAAAAGGAGUUAUUCAAAGCUCGACCCCCGUGGGUGAGUGGAACAUGCUGCUCUAGAUUGUUGAAAUCCAAAUGCCAACCACGACUCUCCCAGACUGUGAGGGAUCGAGUGGGAUUACACAAAGCUUUGGAGAAACAGCUUGUUUUGGCAUCCUUAGAAGCUUUGCCCAAGCGAAAUAAUAUUUCUGGAAGACAUUCCUACCCUUUAUUAUCAAAGAAAUAUUGGUAUAGAGUUCAUAAAAAUUAUGACUGCUCUUCAGAUGCUUUCCAGCCGCACUGCAUAUUAAUAUCAUCUCGGAUUCCUGCAUACGAGAUGGUUGUGGACAGCGUGAAGACGGACGUCAUUUCUGUGGUCUAUGAGCACUGUGGGAUAACCUUGGAGAGCCUGCUUUCUCUUAUAGAAAAAGCUCUGAAUGGGAGGAAGGCACAGAGCAUGGGGAUAUUUAGCACUGGAGAUAGCAGAGAAAUCGAUUUACUGCAAGGUUAUAAAAUUGGUCUUCAAAAUUUACUGUGUCCUGAAGUGAGAGACUUCUGGGAGAAAUUAGGAAGCUUUGUGGCCACUGGAGAAGAAGGGGGUCAUGUGGCCCUUUUUGUGCCACUUGCAGCAUCAGAGGCAGGAAUGGACGUUCUUUCUCAGCUGUCUCAACUAACUGGCACAUUGUUUACGGCCCCCACUGGGAUUGCAACCGGCUCCUACCAACACAUUCUUAGUGAUUGGCUCAGCCAGCAGCAGGAUAAGAUUCCUCUCUCCAUCUACUUCAUUGAAUCAAAGCUACAGACCUGGUGCAACCUCACAGACUUCCUGGAAGACACCUUGAAAUCGGUAAGGAGACAGUUAAGUCCUUUCUUCAAGGACCUGAAGAAGAGCAUCAGUGGCCGGAUGAUAGGACAAUUUAUGUUUGACACAUUGAGUACAGUCAACAUCUUGAGCAACCAAGGAAUUGCACAAGCUCUGGCAGAUGGACUGAUGGAGCUGUCAAAAGAAAAUUCUGAAAUAAACAACAUAGAAGACAAUUCUCAGGACACAAAAUGGAGUCUCGGAAAAAGGCAUCUUAACUUUGAGGUGCUCAUUAAGCUGGAGAGAAAACUCCAGAUGGAGUCAGCAGAAAAGCGAACUCAAGUUGUCAGGGAGCUCCUACAGAGUGAGAGGAAAUACGUCCAGAUGUUGGAAAUUGUGAGAGAUGUUUAUGUAACGCCACUGAAAGCAGCAUUGUCAUCAAACAGAGCAAUUCUGAGUGCUGCAAAUAUCCAGAUCAUUUUCUGUGAUAUCCUAUGGAUUUUAAGCCUCAACAGACAGUUUCUAGAUAACCUGAAAGACAGGCUACAGGAAUGGUGCCCAGCCCAGUGUGUAGGGGACAUCUUCAUAAAGUUUGGAAGCCAGUUGAACACAUACACCAAUUUCUUCAACAAUUACUCUGUUGUUCUGAAGACCAUUGAGAAGUGCAGAGAAAUGAUACCAGCGUUCCGAAGUUUCCUGAAGAGACACGAGAAGACUAUUAUUACGAAAAUGCUGAGCCUGCCAGAGCUGCUUCUGUACCCCUCCCGAAGAUUUGAAGAAUAUAUUCAUCUUCUCUAUGCUCUGAGGUGUCACACUCCUGCAGAACAUGUUGACCGUGGGGAUCUGACCACUGCGAUUGCCCAAAUCAAGCAGUAUAAAGAUUAUAUAGAUCAGGUGAAGCAAAAUGCCAUUAGGAAAGACCAGCUGUCAGACAUACAGAAAAUCAUUGGGGGCUGCCCUAGUCUAUCAGAAGUAAACAGAUAUCUGAUUAGAGUUCAAGAUGUAGCUCAACUUCACUGCUCCGAUGACGAAAUCAUUUUCUCUUUAAGGCUGUAUGAACAUGUCCAUGACCUCAGCCUUUUCCUCUUCAACGACGUGCUGCUGGUUUCCAGGCGGCAUACAUCACAUAUUCCAUUUGAAAGGACAUCAAAAACCACCUACCAGUUCAUUGCAUCGGUGGCUCUGCCUCGGUUACUUGUAGAAGAUGUUCCAGAUUCCAAAUAUAUCAAGAAUUCCUUUGUUCUUCAAGGUCCAAGACAUGAAUGGAUUUGUGCUACAGAAGUUGAGGAUGACAAAUUUCUCUGGUUGUCAGUACUCCAAAACGCAAUUAGAAGUAGUCUGAAGAAGUGA